Bombina bombina (fire-bellied toad) is the source of this 3675-nucleotide messenger RNA. It is a transcript of the gene TMEM273, whose product is annotated as transmembrane protein 273. Bases 364 to 684 code for a protein of 106 amino acids. The record is from RefSeq and is a predicted model, not a curated record. The transcript has 5 exons. Lineage: Eukaryota; Metazoa; Chordata; Amphibia; Anura; Bombinatoridae.
AUUAUACUUUUGUGCCCACAGAGAUGAAUCAGUAGAGGGCAGGAUAUUAAAAAAAAAGUAAAAUUGUUAGGUGAUUUCACUGUGCAUUAGAGUUCAUUUAGGAGCCCUGUGUCACAGAGGAGAGGAUUGCUGGGUGAUUCAGAAACAAACAGUAAAAGCAACAGACAGUUUUGAUAGACAACACAGGAAGACUGUAGUAUGAUGAGUGGAAAAUGACAGAAUAAAACUAUGAGAUAGUAGAAAACCACAAUGCCAGAUUUUAUUCUCAGCUAAGAAUCACAAUUACAAGAUAAAGGAACUGCAAGUUAUCUGUACAAAAGUGCCAGGCAGUCCCAUGAUGAUGCUCAUCUCAGCAGAGUCUGAAUGUUUUGGCAGCAUCUAGUGUCACCCAGACCUCUGUGCACUCAGUGUGACAACAGCAGAACCAGCAUGGUCUUGCAGCAGACCUGGACACUCCUGUCACUCACAGCUACCAUUUGUUCUAUAGGCCAUGUGUGGGCAGAGGGAAAAGAAGAUGAGCCAGAAAUAAAAUAUGCAGUAAUCGGAGCUUGUGUCGGGGCAAUAUUAGCAGUUUCUUUUAUUGCUCUUAAACUGUACAUGAUAAAGAAACACAUGCUGGACAAUAACUUUGCAGAUUCUGAGUCAUUUAACAGACGAGCAGAAAUGGACAUGAGGAGACAUUAGCAUCCUGACAGUGAGAAAAGAUGAUGGAUAAGGAGAGAACUUCACUGAAUAUUGGACAUUGCAAUUUCCACUAUAGACAUGGAUCAGCUUCUAGGUGUCUUAUCGAGAAAUGGAUAGUGGUAUCCAGUGGUACCCAGUGCUUAGUAUGGUUAAAACAUUUUUAUGAGUAAGAAGCUUAAUCCUACGUAGUGGCCUCACCAACUUUACCAGCUUCAAUGUUAUUCCAUGAAAAUGAGUUCCAAAAAUAUAGAAAGUUGGGUGAGGUUUAGUAAAUCAUCUGCAAAAAAAAAUAUACAUAGGAACUAUUAAAACCAAUGUGACUUGAUAAAUUUCAAUUGCAUUCCAUCCCACAAGUAACCUUAACCUAAACUGUUCUCUAACACAAAUUAAUUUCAUAGAUUCUGCAAAUAAUAAUUUAACUAUUUUUAUAAUACACAUAAGUAAGCAAUCAGAAGCACAACUAAUAAAUAUUAAUACAGAUCAACAAAUAUUUGUAGAAGUUACAGUCAGGCCAUUAGGAAAUGUAAUCAUCCACAGAUCCUAAGAGCAAACCAAUAAUGAUAGAAGAAAUGUAUUUAAAUAUAAAGGACUUUAAAAGGCAGUCUUUACCAUCCUUAGUUCCCAUAAAAAAAUUAAAAUACAAUCACAAUAAAAUAAGCAUUUGAUAUUGUGUUAUAGAAAAAAAAGUAACCAAAAUAUUAGCUAUAUUUUGAGGCAUAAUGGUCUUUGGAUAUUGUAUUUGAACACAGAUAAAUCCUCUCUGUAAGGAACUUCCUACCACAUUAUUGUCAACAAUACUAAAAUGUUUAUAAACUCUAGCAGGAGAGUUGUUAAGGAAUUAUACAUUCACAACGUUUGGUAAUACAAAGGACCACCACAUACAAUUGCUAAAAUGGGAAGAACAUAAAAGAUAAAAGUGUUAUGGUUUUAAUUGGGAACAUUUAGAGAUACCAUCAGAGUAAAAUAGGGGGAAAAUAAAUUAUUGCAAAUGUUUGGGAAGCUAAUCACUAACUUAAACCUUGAUACAUAAUUAUUAUCUUUUUGUUAUAUUAUGUAUGUAAAAUGUUGAUCAACACUAUACUAAAGUUUUCAUAGUUACGUGUUAAAUUGAUAAAAAAAUAUUUCACAGAUAAAGAGUAAAGGGUCCAUCAUCUAGAAUAUAUAGCGCCUUUACCAACACAGUAGAUUAUCUUUUAAAUUUGUAUACUAAAGAUAAUGAGGAGUAGUUGAGACAAAAGUAAAGUAGAAAAUGUGAGAGGCUGGAACAACGUGGCAGUGGACAUGUUGAAGGUAAAAGACAUAUCUAGAUAAAUAAGUGAGAUUAGACCUAAAGGCCAGUUAACAAGCACAGAAGAUCAUUGGAAGACCAAUUGGGACAGAACAUAAUGGUUAUAGAAUUGUACAGGGCUAUGUGUAAGAAGACUACAGUAGAAAUCAAUAUUAGGACUUAGAGAGUAAAGUACAUUAGUUUAGUAAACAAUAACAUUUUGUUUGCUCUAUUGGCUGUUUGUAUAAUUCUAAACUCAAGUACUUCUAACUUUUAAUUGAAUUUCAGUUUGUAGGACUCAAUUAAUCAUCUGAGAAUAGCCCUUUUGAUUAUUACCGGAUCACUUAAUACAUAUGGCUGAUUGUGGAAGGAAUUAAUUACCAGUGCAAAUUAUUUAGGUUGAUCAUGAAAGAAAAGCUAAGAUCCAAGAUUAUUAACUAAACAUCCAGUGAGCUGUGACCUUUUUCAUAUAAGACCCUGAGAUUCAUGAUAUUUUACAUAUACAAGUCCGCUGCCUUGGAGUUACACUUGACUCCAAUCUGUCCUUCAUACCCCACAUCCAAUCGCUCUCUUCAUCCUGUCGCAACCACCUACGCAAUAUCUCCAAAAUCCGUCCUUUUCUGAGCGCUGAAACUACUAAACAGCUAAUCCAUUCCCUUGUAAUCUCCCGACUUGACUACUGUAAUAACCUACUAACUGGCCUCCUUCUCUCCCACCUCUCCCCUCUUCAAUCCAUCCUAAAUGCCUCUGCUAGGCUAAUCCACCUCUCCCGACGCUCUGUAUCUGCCGCACCCCUCUGUGAGUCCCUUCACUGGCUCCCCAUUCACAGCAGAAUUAAAUUCAAAAUUCUCACUUUGACCUACAAAGCCCUUACCAAUGCAGCCCCCCCAUACCUGUCCUCACUCAUCAACAAAUAUACUCCAGCCCGUCCCCUAAGAUCCAACAACGAUCUACUCCUUGCCUCUUCUACCAUCACCUCCUCUCAUGCUAGACUACAGGACUUCUCUCGUGCGGCACCAACCCUCUGGAACGCACUUCCUCGUGCUGUCAGACUUUCCCCCAACCUCUCCUCCUUUAAACGCUCCCUAAAGACCUUCUUGUUCAGGGAAGCCUAUAACCAAAUCAGUAACUAAUGAAUUCCACUUGCCUAAUAGUUGCCCUCAUCUAACUUCACACUAACAUCACUCCCACCUUUGCAGUCCCCACCUCCUGUUUCUCACCCUCCUACCCAUUUAGAUUGUAAGUUCCCACGGGAACAGGGCUCCCAAUUCCUCCUGUAUUUGUUUGUUAAAUUUUGUCUGGUGUCUCAUAUUGUACUGUCCUUUUAUCUUUGUUACCUAUGAACAGCGCUGCGGAAUCUGUUGGCGCUUUAUAAAUAAAGAAUAAUAAUAAUAAUAAUAAUAUACGGUACAUGGUUGGAUGCCUUGCCAGCUAAAGAAACUAUCUGUACUAAAUGGUUUUAAGUAACUGAACACAGAUAUAAAACACUGUAUUUUAUGUAAAACAUUAUUCCAUUUAAUAUUUUUUUAUUUUGCAUGUUUGUUAAGUCUAUACAGCCACCACAUUUGUUAAUUUGUCUUGGUACCUCCCAAUGAUGAACAUUAUUUUGUUAGUUUGGAAAUUCCACUGUUGCUUUUAUUAUAAAAUAAUUAUUAGUUUCUGGUCUGUGCAAUGGUAUUUUAGCAUUCUUUGGGGUAAAUUGGGAAUAAAGAAUUUCAAAUCGA